UCAAAAAAAGAGAGAGAUUAUGGAGGGUGUAAUUAGGAGGAGAAAGAAAGGGAUAAUAAAACCAAUUAAGAUUAAUAAAGGGAUAAUGAUGUUGGAAGAUAAUGAAAGAGAUGAGCCAUUAAGUCCAUCAUCUGUUAUGUUUCAUAAGCCUAACUUCAAUAUUCAUAUUUUGGCAAUUAUGGGUUGUAAAACUACAAUUGAUCUUGAGCUUUGUAAGGCCAAACUUCCCUUCACUCUUCUCAAGCAUCCUCGUUUCUCUAGUGUUGUGGUAGGGGAUCUAAGUAAAGGAGAAGAAUUGAGAUGGGUGAGAACAAAAGUAGACUUAGACAAACACAUUAUAGUUCCAAACAUACACCAAGAAAACAUAGAAUCACCAGACAAGUAUGUGGAAGACUACAUAUACAACCUCAGCAAAACAACCUUAGACAAAUCAAGACCACUUUGGGACAUCCAUGUCCUUCAUCUUAAGCUCUCUAAAGAUGUCAAGGCCCUUGCAAUAUUUCGUAUUCAUCACUCACUCGGCGAUGGCACGUCUCUAAUCUCUCUAUUAAUGGCCCUUACGCGUAAGACCUCUGAUGCCAACUCCUUGCCAACUAUUCCUGUUCAAAAGGUGUACGAAGAGGAUGAUGAUAAUGGUCGCAAAUGGUUGAUUUGGAGAUGGGUUUUGGAAUUAUGGUGGGUGUUGAAGUUGUCUUGGAAUACUUUGAUGGAUGUGUUGAUUUUUGUAGCAACCGCGCUUUUUUUGAAGGAUAAUGCUCUUCUUAAGAGUUCUACAAAAGGAGGAAGUGUGAAUAAACCAAGGCGCAUUGUUUACAAGAUAUUUAGCCUUGAUGAUAUGAAAUUGGUGAAGAAUGCAAUUGAUGGUACCAUCAAUGAUGUCGCACUUGGAAUCACAGAAGCUGGUUUAUCUCGAUAUCUUAACAGGAAAUAUGGAAUCAAUGUAGACGAUCACAUUCGUCUUAGAUCAGUUCUUCUAAUCAACAUACGACCAACCGGAGGAAUACAAGCUCUAGCUGAUAUGAUGGAGAAAGAUACAGAGGUAAAAUGGGGGAAUUCAUUAGGGUAUGUACUCCUUCCAUUUACCAUUGGAUUACGUGAUGAUCCUUUAGAUUACAUCCGAAAAGCCAAGGCUAAGGUUGAUAGAAAGAAGCAUUCACUAGAGGUGUUGUACACAUAUUUCAUUGCUGAAGUUGUAAUGAAGUUGUUUGGUAAUAAGUUUGCUAGCAAAGUAAGUGAUCGAAUCAACGCUCAUACAACCAUCGCCUUCUCCAAUUUAGUUGGACCUUUGGAAGAGAUUGGUUUUUAUGGCCACCCUUUGGCUUUUCUUGCUCCUUCUUCAUAUGGUCAACCUCAUGAAUUGAUGAUUAACUUUCAAAGUUAUACAAACAAGAUGACAUUAGUUCUGGCUGUUGAUGAAGAUGUUGUUCCAGAUCCUCAUCAAUUGUGUGAUGAUAUUGUUGAAUCCCUCAAACAAGUGAAAGAUGCUGUUAUAACAAAAGGCCUUGUUAAAGACUUUGCUGUACCAAAUGGGAACCCAACUGCACAUCAAUGAUAGACAGAUACCUCAUCACAGAAUAUAUAUAUACUCAUACCGGGCCGGAUGAGGGCGGGCUUUAACCACCCCAAUGUUACCAUUACCCAAACACAUUCGCGGUCAUAACCACCGCCCCGGCCCGGCCAUAAAAAAAUAUUGUAUUAUACCACCCUACAAUGGCACAAACAUAAACUCCGUAUUAUAUUAACUAUACAACGUACUACCAUAGUCAACCUAUAUAUAUGUUUGCAAAUAAGACAUCUAUCUGUCUCAUGGAAUGAAUAAAACACUAAGCCAUAGUAAGACUUCCUUUGUAGUUGUACCAUAUGACCAAAAGAGGAAUAUAGUUAUAUAGCCAUAUUA
Messenger RNA from Spinacia oleracea (spinach), 1897 nucleotides. RefSeq names its product wax ester synthase/diacylglycerol acyltransferase 11. Lineage: Eukaryota; Viridiplantae; Streptophyta; Magnoliopsida; Caryophyllales; Amaranthaceae. The coding region runs from base 20 to 1552 and encodes 510 amino acids. The record is from RefSeq and is a predicted model, not a curated record. Gene Ontology annotation, molecular function: diacylglycerol O-acyltransferase activity. Gene Ontology annotation, biological process: triglyceride biosynthetic process. The transcript is spliced from 6 exons. Gene Ontology annotation, cellular component: plasma membrane.